AUGGGCAAAAAGAAACGCGGUCACCCCGAUGUGGAGGAGCUCCUUGCGCGGCCAUGGUGCUAUUACUGCGAACGAGACUUUGAAGACCUGAAGCUCCUGAUUUCCCAUCAGAAGGCGAAACACUUCAAGUGCGAAAGAUGCGGGAAGCGAUUAAACACCGCUGGAGGUCUCUCGGUGCACAUGAACCAAGUGCACAAAGAAACCCUCUCAAGCGUCGAGAAUGCACUGCCAAACCGGCAAGGCCUUGACGUCGAGAUCUUCGGCAUGGAGGGUGUCCCCGACGACAUUGUGCAGCAGCACAACCAACGCAUCAUCCAGAACUUCUACACUGCCCAGGCCGAGAGGCAAGCCGCCACGGGGAAUCCGCCGCGAGGGCAAUCGGGCGGCCAGGGGCCAGCAAAGAAGCUCAAGUACGAGACGCCGGAGGAGCUCAAGAAACGGCUGGCCGAGCACCGCGCAAGGGUCGCUGCCCAGAAGGCUGCGGCCGCAAAUGGCGUCGCUCCCGCCGCUGCACCGAUUGACGGCCAGAGCCCAGCACAAGGCGUAAGCACUCCUCACCGGCUCCCCUUCCCUCCCGACAGUCAAGUCUCACCGCACCUCUCCAAACAGGCCUCCCCUUUCCAGCCUCCACAGGCCGGCUACCCGUACCCUGCCGCGGGCGUACCCGGCGUGGCUACCUAUCCCGCAACACAGACCUACCCGCCGACAGCUACGUACCCACCGGGCCCCUCACCACCUCCGGGCGUGACAGCUCCGUUCCCUCUCCCGGCCAGACCGCCCGGUGGGGCUGCCGCACCUGGCGCUGCCCCCCCUUACUAUUACAAUGGCUCCGGCGCGCCAGCGCCAGGCUUCCCCGGUGCUCCCGGCGCGGUCCCCUCGACGGUGGACGACCUGGUUGCGAACGCGGCAAGACAGGGCGGUGGCGCGGCGGACGAUAUCGACCAGAUGAUACGGAUGGCCGAGGCGGGCAUUCGGCCGCCUGCUGCCAAGAACGGGACCCAGACAGAGGAAGGAGGAGGAGCGGCGGGCGAGAGGAAGAAGAAGGAGAUGCGGAUGGUGUACGCGGACACCGAGGUCAGCCCGGAGGAAAAGAUGGCUUUGCUGUCGCGGUAUCGGUGGACGGAGGAGACCGCUGCUUGA
Molecule: messenger RNA, 1140 nt
Organism: Chaetomium strumarium
Lineage: Eukaryota; Fungi; Ascomycota; Sordariomycetes; Sordariales; Chaetomiaceae
Exons: 3
Coding region: 1-1140 (379 amino acids)
Cellular component (GO): nucleus
Molecular function (GO): DNA binding
Source: RefSeq, a predicted model, not a curated record